AUGGCGGAACAGCGGAUGCAACCAGUGGCCUCUCUGCUCCUACUCCUGAAUUUCUGCAUGUACGCUAUUGUUCUCGGAAUUGGAGCAUGGUCCAUGAACAAAGCUAUCAGCCAUGGCUUCCCUAUUGGUGCGGAUUACAGCCUUCCCACUCAUUUCUCGCCAAUAUAUUUUCCAAUGGGUAAUGCGGCCACCGGAUUCUUUGUGAUGUUUGCCUUAAUUGCCGGAGUGGCUGGAGCUGCCUCUGUUAUCUCUGGUUUCAGUCAUCUCCAGUCAUCAACUACAGCUAGCCUUCCGGCAGCUGUCUCUGCCGCCACCAUUGCUUGGUCGCUCACAGUUUUAGCUAUGGGGUUUGGCUGCAAGGAAAUUGAACUUGAAAUGAGAAAUGCCCGUUUGAGGACAAUGGAGGCAUUUCUAAUCAUUCUUUCGGCAACACAACUUUUCUAUAUAGCUGCUAUAUAUGUAACGCGAAAAUAAAACGAGAAAAAAAAAAUACAAAACUGAUUUUUUUUUCUUCUUAUUUACUUGUUUUGUAAUUUAUAUUUUCUUAUCCAAUUUGGCUAUUUAAGGAUGUGUAUUUGUGUGAUUUGUAUUAUUUUAUUAUUGAAUUUACUGUAAAAUAUAUAUGCUGUAAUUUUUAACCUUAAUAAAAAGAAAUUAGAAUUCCAG
Molecule: messenger RNA, 666 nt
Organism: Eruca vesicaria subsp. sativa (arugula)
Lineage: Eukaryota; Viridiplantae; Streptophyta; Magnoliopsida; Brassicales; Brassicaceae
Source: the annotation of a GenBank genome assembly